Cercospora beticola is the source of this 633-nucleotide messenger RNA. NCBI's taxonomy places the organism in Eukaryota, Fungi, Ascomycota, Dothideomycetes, Mycosphaerellales, Mycosphaerellaceae. The record is from RefSeq and is a predicted model, not a curated record.
AUGGGUUAUGCUGUACCAUCCCAGCGUACAGUGCAUCUCAAUGCUGUUGACUUUGUCUAUUCGGUUACAUUAUGCAAAAAAAUGCCUUCGUUAAUCAUCAUGAUGCUGAGUUUCUCCUGCAUUAAUCAUUUAAAGGACACCGGUAGCACGGUUCUCCUUAACCUCAAAGCACUCCUCCUGCUUAUCAGCAUCCUCGCUCGUGGCCGCGUAGACAAUCUCCUCGCCGUAGUAUCGGUAAAUCGCUCCAGUGUUGUAGUUCUGGACCUCGUAUUGGAGGUGCAGCUCGUUGGUGUCCUUCUCGAUGUAUGCGUAGAGUCGCUGAGUUUCGCUGACAUCGCCGCAUUGGACGUAGUCGGUGCUCUCCAGGUCGCCGGAGCACUUGACGUAUGUUGGCGCAACGGCUGGGUGGUUUUCGGCGGAGCCCGAGACGGUGAGGUCGAAGUUGUAGUUGCAGCCGACUGUGCAGCCGAAGACGAAGUUGGAGAUUUCGAAGGUGCCUGGGAGGUCGGCGGCGUAGGACUCGCGCUUGGCUGGUGCUGCUGCUGCGAUAGAGGCCAGAGAGGCGGCGAGGAUAGUAGAGUAGUACAUUUUGUUGGUUUUGGGAUGGAUAGUGUUGUGGUGGAGAUGUAUUGA